AGCAGCAGCAGCAGCAGGAGCAGCAGCAGCGGCAGCAGCAGCAGCAGGAGCAGGAGCAGAAGCAGUCAACAUGAGGUCAUCACCAGCUCUCCUGCAGUGGAGGUGCACUAUAAUGAUGAUUAUCUGAUUAAAAGCCUUUUUGAUUCCACGACAGGAGAGCUAACAAACCGUAGCAUCGGCAGGAGAGUCCACUACAAUGUCUGCAGUCCCGCCCUGAGAGACGCCCGGACCAUUCUCCGCACCCUAACGACGCACAAGAAGCGCAGUCCCCCCCGAAAGUCCUCUCCCAGCCGCCUCUUCCCGCCACCAUGACGGUCGCCGCGGGCGACCCGUCCGACGAGGCGGCGGCACACCCGGGCCACCCGCUGGACUACGACCCGGAGGCGGAUCACGAGUGCUGCGAGCGGGUGGUGAUCAACAUCUCCGGGCUACGUUUCGAGACCCAGCUCAAGACCCUGUCGCAGUUCCCCGAGACGCUGCUCGGGGACCCCAAAAAGAGGAUGCGCUACUUCGACCCGCUGCGCAACGAGUACUUUUUCGACCGGAACAGACCCAGCUUCGACGCCAUCCUCUACUACUACCAGUCGGGCGGGCGGUUGAGAAGGCCGGUGAACGUCACGCUGGACAUCUUCUCCGAGGAGAUCCGCUUCUACGAGCUGGGCGACGAAGCCAUCGAGAUAUUCCGCGAAGACGAAGGCUUCAUCAAGGAGGAGGAGCGCCCGCUCCCUGACAACGAGUUUCAGAGACAAGUGUGGCUGCUUUUCGAGUACCCGGAGAGCUCGGGUCCAGCUCGGAUUAUCGCCAUCAUCUCCGUCAUGGUCAUCUUGAUCUCCAUCGUCAGUUUCUGCCUGGAGACCCUCCCCGUCUUCCGCAAUGACGAGGACGGCAUGCACAAGUCCCACGCUGUGAUCUUUUCCCCCGAGACCAACACCACGGUCAUCAGGUACACGUCUACCUACUUCACCGACCCCUUCUUCAUCCUGGAAACGCUGUGCAUCAUCUGGUUCUCCUUUGAGUUCCUGGUGCGCUUCUUUGCCUGCCCCAGCAAAGCGGGCUUCUUUGGCAACCUCAUGAACAUUAUUGACAUCGUGGCCAUCAUCCCAUAUUUCAUCACGCUGGGCACGGAGCUGGCAGACAGUCCGGAUGACGGCCAAGCCGGACAGCAGGCCAUGUCUUUGGCCAUCCUCAGGGUGAUCCGUCUGGUGCGAGUGUUCCGAAUUUUCAAGCUCUCACGCCACUCCAAGGGGCUUCAGAUCCUGGGCCAGACCCUCAAAGCCAGCAUGAGGGAGCUGGGACUGCUCAUCUUCUUCCUCUUCAUCGGCGUCAUUCUCUUCUCUAGCGCGGUGUACUUUGCAGAGGCCGACGAGCCGCGGUCCCAAUUUGAAAGCAUCCCGGACGCCUUCUGGUGGGCUGUGGUCUCCAUGACCACGGUGGGCUACGGCGACAUGGUGCCCACCACCAUCGGGGGCAAGAUCGUGGGCUCCUUGUGUGCCAUCGCCGGCGUGCUGACCAUCGCUUUGCCGGUACCCGUCAUCGUGUCCAACUUCAACUACUUCUACCACCGGGAGACGGAAGGAGAGGAGCAGGCGCAGUACCUCCAGGUCAACGUGCCCAAGAGCGAGUCGGGCGAGGAGCUGAAGAAGAGUCGCAGCGGAUCCACCAUCAGCAAGUCGGACUACAUGGAAAUCCAGGAAGCGGUCAACAACAGCAACGAGGACUUCCGCCAGGAGAACCUCAAGACGGCCAACUGCACGCUAGCCAACACAAACUACGUCAACAUCACCAAGAUGCUUACAGACGUGUAGAGAUGAAAAAACAUAAUACAACGGCAAUAGAAUUCAGGAAUGAGAUGCUUUUCACGCCAUGCUUCAUUCCUGCCUUUAAUGCGGUCAAACCGAGCCAGAUUUUUUUUUUGCAUUUGCAUGGAGAUUUUUAGAAGGAAGAAAAACUCAAACGUCACAUUAAUGCCAACCGAAAAAAGCAAUGAGAAAAAAAAAAAAGCUUUUGAAAAUUUAACAGCCCACUGCAGUCACCUGAUCCCUCACAGCCCAGUGUGCACUGCUUUGCUUCGACACAAAAUAUUUAGGCGUCAGCAUAAAUAGAAAAAACCAAAAACAUGAUCAUGAUCCAGAUUUGUUUCUCACCGAUGGUUUGGGCAAUGAUGAAUGACAGUCAUCAGCACCACGUACGCUUGUGCUGGGACACCUUAGUAGUCAGUAUCUGAUGAGUGACUGUGAAUGGCCUUGACGCCUCGCUGCUCUUACGCAACGUGUUACUACGAUGCAAACUCUGCUUUGCCCUCCAUUCAGCUCAACUGGUCUUAUAGCGCAGAGCAACUUGAAUGUUUCUUCUCGGGUUUUGUUGGGCUCGCUUUCUUUUUUUACAUAAACAACGUAGUAGCUGGUCGUCAGUUCAGUGGGUCCUCGGUUCCGUUCAGUAGGGUCCUCAGUCAAGCUGGGCAUACAUUGCCAAUUAAGUCCCUUUCUCACCUGAUUCCAAAACAACAAGAUUUUUAAUCAGGACAUUUUUAGUCGUCCCGGUGCUAUUGGCAACUCGCGUCUUGGGCUACGGCAGUCCGUUUGACGUGGCGAUAAAAAGAACCAAGAACAGGCUUUAAUGUACCUGUGUUGCUUUUGUUGAUUGUGUGUGCUAAAAAUGCCUUGACAGUUUCGUCUGCCUUUUACGAGUCCCUGUCAUCGCAGCCGCAAGUUAUUUUGUUUCCAUUAUGUGCAAUCCAAACGUAUGCUGGCCCUAAAGUGUUCAAAAGGUUACACGUUGUACAGCACUUAAAAUGAACUCUGUAACAUUUUUCUCAAAUGUCACAGUGUAUGCCCGGCUUUUUUUUUUUUUCCGUGAGGAAACACACCCAACCACAAAACCCUGACCUUCCACCUCGACGCCUUUGCCAAGUUGCCGUGAAAAGCACGUUGCGGACAUUACUGAACUGCUUAGGAUGCCGUCGUUAGCAUAGAAACUUUGAAGAAGAAUGGAUGUAAAAAAAAAAAAAGUCUUUCUCAGUCUUGCAUGACAUCCACUUCAUCCCUAGAAGCAUGACCUUUGCCUUCGAGAAGAAGCUCACUGACUGCAGAGACAAAAAAAAUGUAUUUCUAAAUAUCAACAAAUAUACGUAUAUAGACAGAAUGCAUAUACAGUACACUUCACCAGAGACUUGUGAUGCAGAUUAUUGCCAUAAUGAAGCUAACGUUUAAUAGUGAGUGCCAAAGACACACACACACAUCGUUUCCCAUCAUACCUCGGGGUGAUAUAUUUAAAACGAGUUAAUACCACAGAGGUUUCACUUGCCGAUUAAUUUGCAAGAACGCUGGACUUGUCUUGAAAGAUUGACGGUUUUGAUUUCGGAUGGCAUCCAGAUAAGAAUAGCUGCCAUUGGCUACAUAUUUAUUCCCAUUAAAACCCGGAUUGGAAUGAAAAUGCUUAACGUUUGGAAUAUUCUACCCGAUUAAGAAGAUUCCGAUCAAGGUUUUAUUCUGGGGUGCUUCGUGAUUGACAAUCCGAUCAGUGCGCAUCAUACCAUUUAUUCGGAAAUGUCGUAACCAACUUGCAUAUCUGCAACAUCAGUACACGCCAAUUUGUGAUUCCCAGAAACUACUAGAAGCAGAGCUAGCCAAAAACCUGGUCAAGUGUUACUUGACGUAGCAGUGCAAAUGAGAAAAAGACGCAAAAUAACGCUUACGUUUGAAAUGGAAAUGUUUUGUUGACACAGAGGCCGCUACGGCUUCUUGUAUGACAACUGUGUAUUUGGUCAAUUUGGUCAAGGCAGCCAGGUAGUCCCACCUAUCCGUCCAUGCUGAUGGUGAUAAUCACCAGCAGUGUAGCAUACCUUGGUCCUUCUGAGUCCCAGGUUUGACGUUUGGCUUCUGGCUGUUGACUAGUGUGUGUGUGUGUGUGUGGGGGGGGGGACAUUUGUCUGCUUGUAGCAUGCAGCGUUUUCAAUGAAGCCUCCACGCCGUGUCUAUUUUUAGGCUUCCGACUUGAUGCAACAGUAACAACACGUGUCACGCCACCGCUGCGCCCGCCCACGUCCGCUGCUCUCACGCGGCCCCUCAAACAUACGGAAAAGUCCACUGAAAUGAGUAACUGCAACUGGAGAGGAAUCACUUUUGUCUAUUCAUUUCUGCACAGAAUUUCAAAAUGACAAAAAGGUUUUUCCUUUGAGUAUUCAUUUUUUAAACAAACGUAGAUGGAAUGAACAGGUGAAGCACAAAUGCCUUGGUUUUAUUUUUAAUUUCCAAAUGAUUUGAUGAAUUGUAUAAGACCCAUCCAUUGAAAAGUUACUUUUCUACUAGUUUCAGUCCCAUUUUGUGUAAUAUCCUAAAUUCUCAUGAGAACUGGAGAAGGGUGCAUUUCAGUAGGAUCUUUUUGAAAUGGCACAACAACAAAAACCAUAUUUGCCUAUGCAUGCCGACACAUUUCACUGCAAAUAUUUUUGUCCAAACCCGCUGUAGCAGGAAUGCACAACAUUGACUUUUGUGUUGAAAACACAGCCAGCUGAGUGGAGUCAACAUCAAUUUCUUGCAUAUUUUAUUGAUCAUUGACAUUACGUUGGUGUUGAAAGUUCAUUCUGUAGGAAAAUAGGGAGGAACGGUGGGAAAAUCUAUGCAUUGCUUUCCGUACGAAAUGAUUAGAUGCUUGCAGUUUGAACCAGUGUGAUCGGCACCAACACACACAGCUGCAUCGGAAACAAAACAAAUCCCCCACAGAAAAUUGCAAUAGUUUGUUGUAGGAUAGCUCAGUGAAAACUUUUCAGAUUAUUGUUUGACCUGCAUGAAAACACGCGCACACACACACACACACAUUCAAGUGAAACAAGGUGACCAAUAUGCAAUAUGUAUGCAUGUGUGUGCUCCAGAGAGAAUGAUUGUGAAUUUCACACAAUAUUGUACAGUUGUUCACACCUCUCCUUCCCCCUUGUAUUUUAUAAGGCUGGAUUUACACCGCACGGCUCAAGUGAGACAAUUCCGAUUUGUUUGGGUGGCACGAUUCGGAUCAAGACGCAGGAUUGGAAACAGGCGAGAUGCAAGUUUAGAUCGAUGAUGUAUUUGGGAUGUUUUGACAAAAGCAGGCUUAUACGUAUAUCCAAACUAAAUGUUUGGUAUGUGGGGAAAGAGCGAUAGCUACAGUUGGUCGGCCACCCCCCAAAAAAACAAAACAAACAUUCCAUUGGAAUCGGCCACUUCUCCCUGCAGUGUAAAUCCAAAGAGGUCUGGAAGCUUCCAUGGCGAUGACGGCUUUUCUUUCUAUGAAAUGACGAGACUGAUGUACAGAUGAGCAAAGACAAUAAUUGCGAGUAGUCAACGGACUCGGCAAGUAGUAGGAUUUGCACUUUACAAGACAAGGACCGUCUCUGGAUCGGAGAACAUUGAAGUCCUUCCGACAUGAUUGAGAACGCUGAUAUCAAUAACAAUGAAGCCAAUAAUAAUAAUGAUAAUAACUC
This is a messenger RNA of Syngnathus acus (greater pipefish), 5455 nucleotides long. RefSeq names its product potassium voltage-gated channel subfamily A member 2. Lineage: Eukaryota; Metazoa; Chordata; Actinopteri; Syngnathiformes; Syngnathidae. The transcript is spliced from 2 exons. Gene Ontology annotation, cellular component: dendrite; voltage-gated potassium channel complex; juxtaparanode region of axon. The record is from RefSeq and is a predicted model, not a curated record. The coding region runs from base 309 to 1805 and encodes 498 amino acids. Gene Ontology annotation, molecular function: protein binding; delayed rectifier potassium channel activity. Gene Ontology annotation, biological process: protein homooligomerization; potassium ion transmembrane transport.